UUAAGCCGAAUGAGAUGAGAGCCAAUUAACGUGAACGAGCCGGUAUGUCGACUUUGUUUAAAAACAGUGGAAACGAAAAGAGGCAGCUAACCUAACAUUUCAACUAGCAACUCAUAACUAUCUCACCCAGUUUUUCAACCUGUGAACAAAAACUGCAGCUGGAGCUGGAUCCUGUCUACGAUAGGGUCAGACUUUGACCUGCGAACCCUCAGAGCAGUCCGUGUGCUGAGACCCCUUAAACUGGUGUCUGGGAUUCCCAGCCUCCAGGUGGUGCUCAAGUCAAUCAUGAAGGCUAUGAUCCCCCUGCUGCAGAUCGGCCUGCUGCUCUUCUUCGCCAUCCUCAUGUUUGCUAUCAUAGGCCUGGAGUUCUACAUGGGCAAAUUCCACACCACCUGCUUUGACAGCUAUACAGGUGAGAUCCGGGAGGAGUUCCCAUGUGGGACGGAGGCCCCGGCCAGGCUGUGUCCCAACGGGACGACGUGUCGACAGUACUGGUUGGGGCCCAACUACGGCAUCACGCAGUUUGACAACAUCCUGUUUGCCGUGCUCACCGUGUUCCAGUGCAUCACCAUGGAGGGCUGGACCGACCUGCUCUACUACAGCAAUGAUGCCUCAGGGAGCUCGUGGAACUGGAUGUACUUCAUCCCUCUCAUCAUCAUCGGCUCCUUCUUCAUGCUCAACCUGGUGCUGGGUGUCCUCUCAGGGGAGUUUGCCAAAGAGAGAGAGCGUGUAGAGAACAGAAGUGAGUUUCUGAAACUUCGGAGACAGCAGCAGAUAGAGAGAGAGCUCAAUGGAUACCUGGAGUGGAUCUGCAAAGCAGAAGAGGUCAUCUUGGCAGAUGAUGACAAUGAUGGUGAUGAUCGGAUGCCCUUUGAUGGCUCCCGUAGGAGACCCACCAUGAAGAACCACAAGAACAAAACUGAGCUACUGAACCCAGAGGAAGGGGAGGGAGACUUGGCCGUGGGCUCACCCUUUGCCAGGGCCAGCCUGAAGAGCUCCAAGCUGGAAGGCUCCGACUUCCACAAGCGGGAGCGUCGUCUGCGCUUCUUCAUCCGCCACAUCGUGAAGACCCAGGCCUUCUACUGGACCGUGCUGUGUCUGGUGGGCCUCAACACCCUGUGCGUGGCCGUGGUACACUACGACCAACCCGAGCCCCUCUCUGACUUCCUCUACUUUGCUGAGUUCAUAUUCUUGGGUAUCUUCAUGUCGGAGAUGUGUGUAAAGAUGUAUGGACUGGGCAAGCAGGCUUACCUUAACUCGUCCUUCAACUGCUUUGACUGCAUUGUGAUCUGUGGCAGCAUAUUCGAGGUGCUCUGGUCCAUCAUCCAGCCAGGAACCUCCUUUGGCAUCAGUGUGCUGCGAGCUCUUAGGUUACUGAGAAUCUUCAAAGUCACCAAGUACUGGGCCUCUCUGAGAAACCUGGUGGUGUCUCUGCUCAACUCCAUGAAGUCCAUCAUCAGCUUGCUGUUCCUGCUCUUCCUCUUCAUUGUGGUCUUCGCCCUGCUUGGCAUGCAGCUCUUCGGGGGACAGUUUAAUUUUGAAGCUGGAACUCCUCCGACAAACUUUGAUACCUUCCCUGCAGCAAUAAUGACAGUGUUUCAGAUCCUGACAGGAGAGGAUUGGAACAUGGUGAUGUAUGACGGGAUCGAGUCUCAGGGAGGGGUCAACAAGGGCAUGGUCUUCUCCAUCUUCUUCAUCGUGCUCACACUCUUCGGCAACUACACCCUGCUAAAUGUGUUCUUGGCCAUCGCUGUGGACAAUCUGGCCAACGCACAGGAACUGACUAAGGACGAGCAGGAUGAGGAGAAGGCUGCGAGUAAGAAGAUUGCCCUGCAAAAGGCCAAGGAGGUGGCUGAAGUUAGCCCCCUGUCUGCUGCCAACCUCACUAUCGCAGCCAACAAAGUACACAGUGAGUCUCACACCGAUUCCGACCCCUUUCUGGACUGUAAGGAACAGCAGAAGAACCACAGGGGGAGCAACAAGUCGGUGUGGGAGCAGCGCACCAAAGAGCUGAGGAAACAGACUCUGGUUACCAGCCGUGAGGCCCUCUUCAACGAGCUGGACCCCGAGGAUAGCUGGAAGGAAAGGAUGGGGAAUGAGGGCGAGGCGGAUGGGGUAAACUUCUCCCGCAACGUCCGUCCAGACAUGAAGACCCAUCUGGACCGCCCCCUGGUGGUAGACCCCCACGAGAACCGCAACAACAACACCAACAAGACCACAGCUCCCAACCCCCCAGGCACUGGAACCCCCGGCACCACCCCGGAGGCCGAGCCUUGCCUCACCCAGCAGCCCUCCGACGAGAUCGUCCGCAAGGAUGCGCUGCUCCACGACAGAGGGCACGGACGUGGUCCAAUGUUAAUUAAGAUGGUGGACCUUGGUCUGGUUCUGCAUCAGGGAUCCUAUUUCCGUGACUUGUGGAACAUCCUGGACUUUAUAGUGGUUAGUGGUGCUCUGGUGGCCUUCGCCUUCACGGGGAGCAGUAAAGGGAAAGACAUCAGCACCAUCAAGUCCCUCAGAGUUCUAAGAGUGUUGAGACCUCUGAAAACCAUCAAGCGUCUUCCCAAGCUUAAGGCGGUGUUUGACUGCGUUGUCAACUCGCUGAAGAACGUGUUGAACAUCCUCAUCGUCUACAUGCUCUUCAUGUUCAUCUUCGCCGUGGUGGCUGUGCAGCUCUUCAAAGGCCGAUUUUUCUACUGCACCGACGAGUCCAAAGAGUUUGAGCGCGAUUGCAGGGGAGAGUAUCUGGUGUAUGAACGCGAUAACGAAGUGAAGGCGCAGAAGCGGGAGUGGAAGAAGUACGAUUUCCACUACGACAACGUGCUUUGGGCCCUGCUCACCCUCUUCACCGUGUCUACCGGAGAGGGGUGGCCGCAGGUGCUGAAACAUUCAGUGGAUGCGACUUAUGAGAAUCAGGGCCCGAGCCCGGGGUACCGGAUGGAGAUGUCCAUCUUCUACGUGGUGUACUUCGUGGUCUUCCCCUUCUUCUUCGUCAACAUCUUCGUGGCUCUAAUCAUCAUCACCUUCCAAGAACAGGGAGACAAGAUGAUGGAGGACUACAGUCUCGAAAAGAACGAGAGAGCCUGUAUAGACUUUGCAAUCAACGCCAGACCCCUGACGCGACACAUGCCUCAGAACAAGCAGAGCUUCCAGUACCGCAUGUGGGAGUUUGUGGUGUCGCCACCGUUUGAGUAUACUAUUAUGGCUAUGAUCGCGCUCAAUACCAUUGUACUGAUGAUGAAGUACGACGGAGCUUCACCAGCCUAUGAAGCUGUCCUGGCCAACUUGAACAUAGUUUUCACGUCGCUGUUCUCCAUGGAGUGUGUGCUGAAGAUCAUUGCCUUUGGAGUGCUGAAUUACUUCAAAGAUGCUUGGAACAUUUUUGACUGUGUGACAGUUUUGGGCAGCAUCACAGACAUUCUAGUCACUGAGCUUGGGAUGAACAACUUCAUAAACCUGAGCUUCCUGAGGCUCUUCAGGGCAGCCCGUCUCAUCAAGCUGCUCCGGCAGGGAGAGACCAUCCGUAUCCUGCUGUGGACCUUCGUCCAGUCCUUCAAGGCACUGCCCUAUGUGUGUCUGCUAAUCGCCAUGCUGUUCUUCAUCUACGCCAUCAUCGGGAUGCAGCUUUUUGGGAACAUAGGGAUAGACGAGGAAGCAGAAAGUGCCAUCAAUCAACACAACAACUUCAGGACCUUCUUCAAUGCUCUCCUGCUACUCUUCAGGAGUGCGACAGGAGAGGCAUGGCAUGACAUCAUGUUGUCGUGCCUGGGCGGCAAGGUGUGCGACCCUCUUUCCGGAAACACCCUGGCAGAGUGCGGCAGUCAGUUUGCCUACCUCUACUUUGUCUCCUUCAUCUUCUUCUGUUCCUUCCUGAUGCUGAACCUGUUUGUGGCUGUCAUCAUGGACAACUUUGAGUACCUGACCCGGGACUCGUCCAUCCUGGGUCCCCAUCACCUGGACGAGUACGUCAGGAUCUGGGCCGAGUAUGACCCUGCAGCUUGCGGGCGCAUUCAUUAUAAGGACAUGUACAGUUUAUUACGAGUUAUCGACCCUCCUCUUGGCUUAGGCAAGAAAUGCCCUCAUAGGGUGGCCUGCAAGAGACUGCUACGCAUGGACCUCCCCGUUGCCGAUGACAACUCGGUCCACUUCAACUCCACCCUCAUGGCGCUGAUCCGCACGGCCCUGGACAUCAAGAUCGCCAAGGGUGCGGAAGGUGGUGUGGACAAACACCAGAUGGACGCGGAGCUGAGGAAGGAGAUGAUGGCGAUCUGGCCCAACCUCUCCCAGAAGACCUUGGACCUGCUGGUCACGCCACACAAGUCAGCGACAGACCUGACGGUGGGGAAGAUCUACGCUGCCAUGAUGAUUAUGGAGUACUACCGCCAGAGCAAGGCCAAGCGCUCGCAGGCGCAGGAGCAGCGCGUGGAGCCUCCCUCCCCCACUCCUGACGGGGGUCCAGGCCUCAACAGCCUACCGCCGUCCCAGACGACAGACCAAGUCAACAGCUUGCCGGUGGAGGGGGGGGUCCCAGAGAGUCAGUCAUGGGUGACAGCCCGGGCCCAGGAGAUGUCCCAGAAAGCUGGCAGCUGGAGCCCAGAGGGGCCACCAGAGGAUCACCUGGACAACAGACACAACUCACAGACGGUAGAGAUGAGAGAGAUGGGGCGGGACGGUUACUCGGAUACAGAGCACUAUCAGCCAAUGGAAGGCCACGGGAGGGCCACUUCCAUGCCCCGCCUCCCAGGCGACAACCAACAGCGGAGGAAAGGGAGGCAACGUGGAAAUAAUCUCAGUACCAUCACAGACAACAGUCCCAUGAAACGCUCUGCCUCCUCCCUGGGCCACGGCAGGUCUGGGAGGGGCCAGAGGGACAGGGGCGGGUCUGAUGACUAUAUUAUGGAGCGGGUCAUCCCAGAGGAGGGCGGAGCCCCGAGACAUGGACACCAUAGACGGGACCGGAGUCACCGAGCUUCUGAGAAGUCCCUCAGUCGGUAUACUGACGCAGACACAGGGCUGGGCACAGACCUGAGCACGACCACACAGUCAGGUGACCUACCGCCCAAAGAGAAGGACCGCGAUCGUGACAGGGGUCGGCCCAAAGACCGCAAACACCACCACCAUCACCACCACCACCACGGUUCUAUUGACAAGGAGAGAUACGUGCCCGACCGAGAGCGCGGCGAGUACGGUCACAGACAUUCCCGAGACAGAGACCAUGAGCGGGACCGGGAGCGCCGCUGGUCAAGGUCUCCCAGCGAGGGCAGGGAGUGCAUGACUCACAGACAGGGCAGUAGUUCGGUGAGCGGAAGCCCUGUCCCCUCCACCUCGGGGACCAGUACCCCGCGCCGUGGGCGUCGCCAGCUGCCCCAGACCCCUGCAACACCCCGUCCCCAUGUCACCUACUCCCCUGUGGUCCGUAAAGCCAUGGCCACCCCUCCUGGAGGGGUCCAGCCUCAGGGCCGCCUGCCGGCCCCAGCCCCCCGACGGUUCUCCCCCGAGCCCCCUCAGGGCCCGCCUCCCCCUGCCCCCCAUGGCUCUCCCCGCCAGUCCCGACACCCCCCUCCACAUUGGGGAGAUGGGAGCGGGGGCUCCCUGGAGGGCGACGGAUGCUUCUACAACCAGGACUACAAUUACGAGCGUGAGCCACCACCACGCCAAGAACCACCUGCCUACGAGCAGAGCAUUGCUCCACAGGGCAACCCACACCCCCUUACCCACCCACCACCACUGCCUCCACCCCACAACCACAACCACCCCCAGCCUCCGCCUCAGCAGCACCUGGCCGGGAACCCCCACCCACAGCCCCAGCCCCACCCCGUACCCCAGCCCCAUCCUCAGCCCCAACCCCACCGCACUUCACCCAGGACUUCUCGCCAUGCGCCUCCGCUCAACACGGCCAUUCCUGGCGGCCCCGGCCAGCCACCCGCGACACGACGCCUUCCCGAAAUGGAGAGUGGAAGCAGGUUCUCCCUCUUCUCCCUCUCAAAAAAAUAAAUCCACACCCACCCACGCAACCAAACGCAACCAAGGAGGGAAGAAUCACAAAAGUUGAUGGAAAAGUAUUUAAAGCACACACAUGAACAGAUACACACACACACACACGCACACACACACACACACACACGGAAACAAUUUCUUCAGUAUUUCUUCUACUCUUGCGGCUGCUUCCUCCUCCUCUACUACUUCUACUUCUUCAAAACAUGAAAGCUUGAAUCUUUUGUUGCACCCGCUCAGCUUGGUUUAGAUUUGUGGAGUUUUAAGAGAAGAAAAAAAAAAAAAAGUGGAAUACUGCAUGAAUGAUACAAGAAAAAAUUACGUAACAAAGAGAAGCUAGUGUGUGUGGGGGUAAAUGAUUUCUUGGUCUUUUCCAUUUAUGAUCUGAGGGUUCUCUCUUUCUUCCAGUAAUGUCUUUCUCUCUCUCACCGUGUUGAAGGUCAAGUAGUGGGUAGGGAAGGCAGAGAGAUGGAUAUAUUUAUGACAAACCCACAUAAAGCCUUCUUAAUGAUGAGGCAGAAUGAUUGUCUACUAAUAUUUUGUUCUUGUUGGAAUGUUCCGUGCCAAAUGACUGCCACUGACGAGUAUUAAAAUGCACAACAUUGUUCUAAAGGAAGUUAGAAUUGUAGUAGCUACAUUUCAAGAAGGGAACAGGAAAGGCGUUCACAGAAUGUUGAAAUUGGUGGAAGGCAAAUAACCUAGCCUCCACUUGACCAAGUCUUCACUCCAACCAGUAUUGUCUCAUGUCUUCCAGGGUUUGAGUUUCUUUGUAAGAGAAAAUAUGUGAGGAAGAGAAAAAGGCAUAGUAAAUAAGGGAACCUCUUUAUUUGUUUGUUUAUUCUUUGAAAAUAUUGAUAAUGGUUCUACACAUUACAUUGAAAAUGAGGAGCAUUGGUGAUAAUGAUCUGGAGCAUAACAAGGAUGAUGAUGUCCAAGCUUGUGAGAGAGAGUCUCCUCAAAUUAUGUUGUUUGAUUUGGGUUGUUUUAUAUGAGACAGUACUGCGCAUCACCAUCUUUCUCGGGUGCGAAGGUUUCAAGUUGACAGGCCAGCCAGGUGGGUGGAGCUCUGUCCCACACACAGACGCAUCUUGGAAAAAACGUGUGCUGUUCCUCGAACUAUACUCCCACCUCCUGAGUUUGUUCACUGUUCUUAACAGCCUGUAAUUUCUCUCUGCAGGACCCUAAAUUACCUAUUUUGCCAAAGAGAGGCAAAAUGUGUGUGCUCUUUUGAUGAGUUAUCACUGGCUACCUAAUCAAAUUAAGGGUAUACUAAUCCUCUUUGGGUGUUUUCGUUAUAAACUGAUAGAGGGCUGCUAAUGGGUAGCUAAAUGUAGCUCUUGCCCUCCAGAACUGAUAAGGUCAUGACAAAGCCAUGAGAAAUGGGAGACAGAGUUCCACCACCAAGCCAGGCCCCUACGUGGCACUGUAUGCAAUGCAUUGCAAUCCCACUCAUGCUGUUUCACCCACCAACCCCUCUCCGACCACCCAGUCCCCGACCACCCACUUAAAAACUGAGUCUGAUGUUGUUGGUACCUGUGCCACUGUUAAAGCACCUCAUCUGUGUUCAGGACGUGUAACAGCCAAUCCGAUUGUACCGGAACUGUCUCACAGCCAAUCAAACUGCAUGGAAUGAACAAUGCGGGUUUUUCUGACAAAUGUCUCUGCCCUGUGUCGCCCUGAUCUUUCUAUGUGUGUCUCAAACAAAAAUGAACCUAGUGUUUCCCACUCUGUCUUUCUCUCUUUCAAUAUUGAGACAGAACAAUUGCCACAUUGUCGUUACAUUUAGAAAUUCCACUAAAAUAAUAACGAUUAUUAUUACAGAUAGUACUAGUGGAGUUACAAUAUUUUGCAUUAUGAACAUCAUUGUGCUUAUUCCAGUUACUUCUAUCAUUUUGAUUGAAUUUAUUAUUUACCAUGAUUAUGGUUAUAAUUAUCAUCGUUGUUAUUGUUACAUGCCAAACCUACCAACACUGCGCACACCUAGUGUCCAUGCUUUUCCAAUGCUAUCACAAAGUUGGAAGUAAAGACCAAUUGGAUCUGCAUUAUCUCCCUCAAUGUAUGUGCCACACAUGACCAGAGAAUGCACAGAAUACUGCCUAACAGUGUUCUUCCUAUGUAGGAAUGUCAAAGAUGUAUAUUUAUUACAGUACUACACACAGACAAAGCAGAGAGCCUUAGAUACACUCUCAUAUAUGUAUGUGUGUAUGUGUGUGUGUGUGUGUGCGCAUGUUAAUUAUUUAUUAAAGUUUGUUUUGGCUUUACAUCAUUUCAGUUUUUGUGUUGCAGUAUUUGUUUGUCUAUGGGAUUGUGAGAGUGUAUUCAAGUGUGUGUGUGUGUGUGUGUGUGUGUGUGUAUGUGUAGGGACAAGAGACAUGAUGUUAGUCACCCUCCAACAUAACAAGAAAAGGCCCAAACAUUACUGUCAAUAUACUGACACCAUCCAACAUCCACUAACACCUGCUAAAUAAUAUCACAAUGACUUCAAAAGCAAUGUAGGACCUGCAAAGGAAAAAAAAGAGAAAAAACAAAACAAAUUUAAGUAAAAAAAAAAAAGAAUAAAAAAAAGGGGAAAGUAUCUACUUCCAGAACUGCAUGUGCUAUGUGCAUGCCACACCGUGGGUGAACAGUCAUCUUCAGGAAAUAAAAAAGAUGAAUAUGAAUUCAGAGAAAAAUAUAUAGAAAUAGAUUGAUGUUUUUUCAAAGCAACAUGUUUACUUUAUUUCCUUCUAUUUUUGAGAACAAAAGAGGUUGAAAAUGUAAAAAAAAAAAAAAAAAAAGAUG
Hypomesus transpacificus is the source of this 8772-nucleotide messenger RNA. RefSeq names its product calcium channel, voltage-dependent, P/Q type, alpha 1A subunit, a (gene cacna1aa). Gene Ontology annotation, cellular component: neuronal cell body; voltage-gated calcium channel complex; membrane. Lineage: Eukaryota; Metazoa; Chordata; Actinopteri; Osmeriformes; Osmeridae. Gene Ontology annotation, biological process: chemical synaptic transmission; calcium ion import across plasma membrane. Bases 286 to 5991 code for a protein of 1901 amino acids. The record is from RefSeq and is a predicted model, not a curated record. The transcript has 46 exons. Gene Ontology annotation, molecular function: high voltage-gated calcium channel activity.